CUAUAAUAAAAAUGUUUCAGGUCGUUCUAAUCUUGUUAUUGAAGAGUUUGUUGGUACAAAAUCAAUUUGUAAUAAGUAAUUGGCGAAAUAUCAUCGGCGAGCGAAAACAACAGAAGAGCGCUAAUAGCCAUGAUCCAGGCACGCCCCGACUCCUGCAGGCAAUUAUCGAGCCCUCAAUCACAUCUAAUGAUUCUAACGACUAACAAGGCUAGCCUUCUGCAUGACUUGCACCAAACAAACGUAACAUUAUGCCCAUAUGAAAUCGUCGCUACUAUUACAAACUUAACACAAGCAUCUGAUGAUGUAAAAUUAACCUUAGCAGCAAUGAAAAAGGAGAUAUUUAAUGUGAAUAGUGAAAAUGGUUUCGUAAUGAUAUGCAAUAAUGUUCUUAAAAAAAUAUACAUAAUAUAAUGAGGAAUGGCGACGUGGUGGGCCACUUUCGUGGCAGGUGAAUAGAGAGAAGCACAGAAUGGUCUGCAGUGGGUUUUACUUGGGGCUGGUGGUGAUGGCAGCUGUCACCUCAGUGAAGGGCACUGCGGAGGUGAUGAGCCACGUUACUGCACAUUUCGGAAAGGCUUUGGACGAGUGCCGUGAAGAGUCAGGAUUAUCUACUGAGGUGUUGGAGGAGUUCAAGCACUUCUGGAGCGAGGACUUUGAGGUGGUGCACCGCGAGCUGGGCUGCGCGCUCAUCUGCAUGUCCAACAAACUGUCACUACUGCAUGAUGAUACCCGCGUCCAUCAGGUCAACAUGCAUGACUACGUCAAGAGUUUUCCAAACGGCGAGGUGCUUUCCGAAAUGAUGGUGAAGCUCAUCAAGAACUGUGAGAGACAAUAUGAUGAUAUCAAAGAUGACUGCGAUCGAACCGUAAAAGUGGCUGCGUGUUUCAAAGCUGACGCCAAAAAGGAAGGCAUCGCACCAGAAAUCACUAUGAUAGAAGCUGUUAUAGAGAUCUACUAGAAGGAUUUUGAUUCUGCUACAAUUGGCUCAACAGAUUCUGUUAGUUUAAGAAAAUUGAUUGAUACUGCAUAAGAUGUUGAAUAUGUUGACGUUGAAUUGACGAAUAUUGCUUGCUGUUACAAAAUCAAUACUUGAAUAACGUAUUUUAAAAUUACCAAAUGGUAAACAUAAAAACAAGUAUAUGGCAAAAAAUCGGGUUAUAUUCGCUGGUAAUUAAUAUAAAGGUACUUGUAACAAGUGAUUUAAUGUGAGUUGUCUUAUAGUUAUGUUUAUUUUCCUGUCCUUUUUCAAUGUUUACUGUUGAAGUAGUAAUGUGUAGAGUAGAGAUCGAAAAUUGUAGAAGAUAAUUUUGUAGACUAGAGACUGAUUAACAAUAAAAUUAAAAAAAAAAUGCAUUAAAGAUAA
Molecule: messenger RNA, 1363 nt
Organism: Chilo suppressalis (striped riceborer)
Lineage: Eukaryota; Metazoa; Arthropoda; Insecta; Lepidoptera; Crambidae
Source: the annotation of a GenBank genome assembly